Molecule: messenger RNA, 2823 nt
Organism: Psylliodes chrysocephalus
Lineage: Eukaryota; Metazoa; Arthropoda; Insecta; Coleoptera; Chrysomelidae
Source: the annotation of a GenBank genome assembly
UAAAGGAUUGUGAAUUUGGAUCGGAUUCGCGUAUCUAAGCGAGGGGAAGUAAAAACGCAAAGCACUUCGAGGUUUGAGAAUGAAAAAGUGGAUGUUGAUAUAAAUAUAAAUUGUAUUACUCCUAUUUUUCAUGUAUAAAUACACCGCGUUUUGAAGUUGUAUAUUAGUGAUUCAAGUGACAAUAAAAUAGUGCUGGUAAUCUCAGUGAACAAGUGCCAAUAAUUACUAAAUAGAAAUAUAGAAGGGAAUAUUAGUGAAAUUUUAAUUUCAAAGCCCAAUCAAGCAUUUAAAUGGUCGAUUAUGAAAUUUUUUUGUAAAUUAUUACACUCUUCAUUUUCGCAUAUAUUCGGAAAGAAAAAGAAGAGGCUGAAGUUUUGAAAACAAUUCCAAAAUUAUUAUUUUUCAUUGCAUCAAAUGCAAUUUUUCAUUUUUCCGACUGAAUAGUACAAAACAGUAGGGAUAUAUAUAUUUUUUUUUGGAAUAUUAUUAAUUUUAAUUCGUUAACAAUUUUUAUUUAUUAUGAAACAAUUAUUUGAUUAAUUUUAUUUUUGGUUUUCGAAUAAAUUUUGUAUAAUUUCGGGAAUAAUAUAAAAAUGAACGGGAAUAUUAGAAAUGGCCAUCGUAAUCGGACAUAUCCCCAUACUCAGUACACGUCAGUAUUGCACGGUCAAAAUAGUUUGAAGAAAAAGAAUAAAGGAUGGUUUGGAACGAGGCAUAUGGUUACCUUCAUGCUUUUCCUUGGUAUGGCAAAUGCAUACAUCAUGCGAACAAAUAUGUCUGUGGCGAUCGUGGCAAUGGUUAACCAUACCGCCAUUGGUGGAAGCAACCAUGAUUCAGCUAUCUCCGUAGAUGAUGAGUGUGGAGUUAUAGCUGAUAACUCCUCAGGAACAACAGCAAAAACCGAAACGGAGGGAGAAUUUCUAUGGCCGACCGACAUUCAAGGUUAUGUUCUCAGUUCGUUUUUCUACGGCUAUGUGAUAACUCAAAUACCCUUCGGAAUAUUGGCCAAGCGUUACGGAAACAUCUACUUUUUGGGAGUGGGCAUGUUGAUCAAUUCGUUGUUCGGUCUUCUGGUGCCCAUUUCCGCCAAAAUGGGAAUCUGGUGGCUGAUAGUGGUCAGGUUUAUACAAGGCCUGGGUGAGGGUCCUAUUGUCCCAUGCACGCACGCUCUCCUGGCAAAAUGGAUCCCUCCAAAUGAGAGAAGCAGAAUGGGAGCAUUCGUUUAUGCAGGAGCACAAUUUGGAACUGUGAUAUCGAUGCCUCUCAGCGGUCUUUUGUCAGAAUGCCGAUACGGCUGGCCGUCUAUAUUUUACGUAUUUGGCUCAGUGGGCACCGUUUGGUGCGUAUUCUUCUUAUUAAUCGUCCGUGAAGAUCCCGAAAGCGACCUCAAAAUCAAAGUAGAAGAACGAUUGUAUAUACAAAAAGAGUUGGGAAGUAAAGUUGGUCUACCGAUUCCACCGAUACCAUGGUCCUCCAUCGCCAAAUCUUUACCAUUCUACGCGAUAUUAUUAGCCCAUAUGGGGCAUAAUUAUGGUUAUGAAACGCUUAUGACCGAGUUACCAACGUACAUGAAGCAAGUUCACCAUUUUAGUAUUAAAGAUAAUGGAGUUUUAUCAGCUCUUCCUUAUUUGGCCAUGUGGAUUUUCUCCAUCUUUAUUAGCCACGUUGCAGAUUUUCUACUCACGAAGCCUUAUUUCACUCAUACCAUCGUCAGAAAACUUAUCAAUGGAAUUGGUCAAUAUGGUCCAGCAGUUGCCUUGGUAGCAGUUUCCUAUACUGGAUGCGAUAAAUGGUUGACAGUUGCGAUUUUGAGCGUGGGAGUCGGUCUGAAUGGUGGAAUUUACUCUGGUUUUAAAGUUAAUCAUUUGGAUAUAUCGCCUCAAUAUGCAGGAAUUUUAAUGUCUUUCACUAAUUGUAUGGCGAAUCUCGCUGGUUUACUGGCGCCGAUUUAUGCCGGCCAUGUUGUAGUCGGAACGCCAAGUAUUAGCAAAUGGAGGACCGUAUUCAUUACAGCCGCUAGCGUGUACGCGGGAUGUUGUACAUUCUACGUGUUCUUCGCUUCAGGAGAACGCCAACCUUGGGACCAACCCGCAGAAUUUCCAGUGACAAAACGAAAAGAAAACGAUGAACCCGAAGUUGUUACCACUCAUGCUUAAAAAAAAGUAUUUUAAUAAAAAUGUGAUUUUAUUCUAGGUGCAGUAGUUGUAUAUUGUAUUUAGAAUCCACUUACGUGAAUUGCCUAGUUUGUUUUUUUUUAUUUCGUGUGAUAGUACCGGUUGAAAGAGUAGAUGAAGAUGUUUAAAAAUUUUUACUAUUCUUUACCAUUAUUUUGAUUUAAUUGAAGGUCAACUGUAUUAAUUACUUCGAGGUGGAUCGACAUAAAUAAAUUGGAGAAAAAAACAGAUCGUUAUAAAAGAUAGUUUAUAUAUAAUUUUCUUGGCUUGUUUGAUUAAAAACGAGCUAGUUCAUUUGCUCAAAUUGUUAUUAAAUUUUUAUUAAUAUUUAAAAAAAACAUGAGCUUUUUCACGUAAGUGAUAUUUUUUUAUUGUAGUUUAGACCUAAAAGGUCGCAUUAGCGUAGAUUUGUUUGUAAAUUAUCUUUACCAAGAGUAUUUUUGAAGCUAGUUAUACUAGCGUUUUAUAUUAUUAUAUACUUAUUAAAAAAAGAAAGUCAUCCUAGAUGAAUGUGCCUUAAAAUUUGAUACUACACAUUUUUCAAUGUACGGGUUCACAUUUCGCAGUGAGGAUGUUUGAUUGUUAUGUAUUUAUUGUGUAAUGGUAUUAUUAUUGCUAGUGAUGAAAAUAAAAAUUUACAUUUUGAUUA